Eptesicus fuscus (big brown bat) is the source of this 2640-nucleotide messenger RNA. It is a transcript of the gene DPF2, whose product is annotated as double PHD fingers 2. Gene Ontology annotation, cellular component: nBAF complex. The transcript has 12 exons. Gene Ontology annotation, biological process: nervous system development. NCBI's taxonomy places the organism in Eukaryota, Metazoa, Chordata, Mammalia, Chiroptera, Vespertilionidae. The record is from RefSeq and is a predicted model, not a curated record. The coding region runs from base 236 to 1429 and encodes 397 amino acids.
AGCCAAGUUAAAGUUCAUCGUUGUCGGGGAAAUGGAGAGAGGCCUGGUAGCCACGAGGGAGAGAUGCUUUGGGACUUGCUUCAACCCAGCCUCCUCCCUGAAGAGGAAUGGGAAUGAGGACUGAAAUGGGUUCAUGCCCGGGGCGAAUCGAGCGGCUCCUUUUCCAUUGGGCUGGGUGCCGGUCGGAAGACAGAGGUGUCUAGUUGUCUAGUUGGGGCUUUUGGAUUUUGAUUGGAUGACAAGCCUUGGGGAGCAGUACUACAAAGAUGCCAUGGAGCAGUGCCACAAUUACAAUGCCCGUCUCUGUGCUGAGCGCAGCGUGCGCCUGCCUUUCUUGGACUCACAGACCGGAGUAGCCCAGAGCAACUGUUACAUCUGGAUGGAAAAGCGACACCGGGGUCCAGGAUUGGCCUCUGGGCAGCUGUACUCAUACCCUGCCCGGCGCUGGCGGAAAAAGCGGCGAGCCCACCCUCCUGAGGACCCAAGGCUUUCUUUCCCAUCUAUUAAACCAGACACAGACCAGACCCUGAAGAAGGAGGGGCUGAUCUCUCAGGAUGGCAGCAGUUUAGAGGCUCUGUUGCGCACUGACCCCCUGGAGAAGCGAGGUGCCCCAGAUCCCCGAGUUGAUGAUGACAGCCUGGGCGAGUUUCCUGUGACCAACAGUCGAGCACGGAAGCGGAUCCUAGAACCCGAUGACUUCCUGGAUGACCUCGAUGAUGAGGACUAUGAAGAAGACACUCCCAAGCGUCGGGGCAAAGGGAAAUCGAAGGGUAAAGGCGUUAGCAGUGCCCGUAAGAAACUGGACGCUUCCAUCCUAGAGGACCGAGACAAGCCCUAUGCCUGUGACAAUAGUUUCAAACAAAAGCAUACCUCGAAAGCGCCCCAGAGAGUCUGUGGAAAACGUUACAAGAACCGACCAGGCCUCAGUUACCACUAUGCCCACUCCCACUUGGCUGAGGAGGAGGGCGAGGACAAGGAAGACUCUCAGCCACCCACCCCCGUUUCCCAGAGGUCCGAGGAGCAGAAAUCCAAGAAAGGUCCCGAUGGACUGGCCCUGCCCAACAACUACUGCGACUUCUGCCUGGGGGACUCAAAAAUCAACAAGAAGACAGGACAACCCGAGGAGCUGGUGUCCUGUUCUGACUGCGGCCGCUCAGGGCAUCCGUCUUGCCUGCAGUUCACCCCCGUGAUGAUGGCGGCAGUGAAGACCUACCGCUGGCAGUGCAUCGAGUGCAAAUGCUGCAACAUCUGUGGCACCUCCGAGAAUGACGACCAGCUGCUCUUCUGUGACGACUGUGAUCGUGGCUACCACAUGUACUGUCUUACCCCGUCCAUGUCUGAGCCUCCUGAAGGAAGUUGGAGCUGCCACUUGUGUCUGGACCUGCUGAAGGAGAAAGCUUCCAUCUACCAGAACCAGAACUCCUCUUGAUGUGGCCAGUUCCCCUGUCCCCCCAACAUCUAGGGCUGUUUCCUCCUCUCUUGUUUUCCAUAACCCAUUUUCCCUUCCUCCUCUCUCUCAAAAGUCCAGAGAACCUGGGGGUGGUUGUGCCAACCUGCCUUUGGCAGCAGCAAGCUAAAGUGGCAGCUCUGACUGCUUCUGGCCCCAGGCCCUCAGGGAGAACGGAGCAACACAUGCCCCAAGGAGUACCUGUGGGCCCAGCUUCUCAUGGCUCUCCAUGAAGUGCAUUCACUUUGCCUGCCUUGGGCCCUGGCCCUGAUGAUCACAGGGUUCACACAGUGUCCACUGAGAAAGAGUGGGGGGAACAGCUCACUUCUCUCUCAGCUUUGCCUCCACACUGGUCCCCAGGGUUUUCCCUUCCCCCAGGGGUGAGUCAAGCUGGGACCUCUUUACCAGGAGUAGCUGGUAGUGAGCAACUGAGUAAAUUGAGGAAGAACUUGCAAGGAGCUUUUCAUGCCCUUCCUGCUGCUUAGCCUCACCACCCUCUUCCCUCAGAGUGGCUCUCUGCAGCCUUCUGUUCCUGCUACUGAGGAUCCUUUGCCCAAGCCAGUAGGUUCUUGGUCAUCCUCUGGGUUCUGCCCUGUCCCAUCCCAGGGGGAGUAGCAGCUUCACCCUGAUUCUUGUGCUUACCUGGCUUACUCUCACAGAUGACUGCAGCAUUCCCCACUAUUGGAAUUUCCUAUCUUCUGCUUCCCUUCCUUAUUCCCUUUGGUUUUGUGGGGAGAGGAAGCAUCAGGGGUCCAGGCCAGCCACUUGGGGGUCACAGGGAGAUGUUGGACAAUGUGCCUGUUUUUUAACUCGAUAAAAAAGCCUACCUCCGUAAUUUCCUUUUUGUUCUUCCUGGACCUGGGUAUUCAGCUCCUGCCCUUAACUGAAUUGAGAGUCUCUGCCUCCUGUUCUGUGGAUCCUGGGUCCUGGGUCACAGGGAAGCCACAUAGACAUCCCUUUCUUCCCUCGCACACUCACUAGCAGCUGGUAAGGUCUUCACACCCUGAUCACUCACUUUUCUGCCUGGUAACACUUCAGUAGUGGGAGGGAUACUCCAUGCUAGGACACCCUGGUGUGGCCUUCCCCUUGGCCAUGGGCAGGCCCUAAUUCACUGUUGCUUUGGAGAUGUGUCUUUUUUCUUUCUUUAGUUCCCGUAUUCUAAACAUUAGUACAAAUAAACAUUUUUACACAGA